Molecule: messenger RNA, 1794 nt
Organism: Sporisorium graminicola
Lineage: Eukaryota; Fungi; Basidiomycota; Ustilaginomycetes; Ustilaginales; Ustilaginaceae
Exons: 1
Coding region: 1-1794 (597 amino acids)
Biological process (GO): branched-chain amino acid biosynthetic process
Cellular component (GO): mitochondrion
Molecular function (GO): dihydroxy-acid dehydratase activity
Source: RefSeq, a predicted model, not a curated record
AUGGCGCCCGGUCAAGUCGAGCUGCGCGCCACCACGCGCACCAACGGCGGCAGCACAGCACCCAAACUCAACAAGAUCAGCUCGUUCAUCACGCAGUCCGCCGACAAGGGUGCGGCGCAAUCCAUGCUGCAUGCCUGCGGCUUGAAGGUAGAAGACUUCGACAAGCCGCAAGUCGGCAUCUCGUCCGUCUGGUGGGAGGGCAAUCCGUGCAACACCCACCUGCUCGAAUUCGGCCGCCUGAUCAAGCAGGGCUGCGAGGCGGUCGAUCUGGUGGGCUUGCAGAACAACACGGUUGGCGUUUCCGAUGCCAUCACCAUGGGCGGGCCUGGUAUGAAGUAUUCGCUCCCCUCGAGAGAGCUGAUCGCAGACUCGAUUGAGACCAUCACCAUGGCGCAGUACCACGACGCCAACGUGUCCAUCCCGGGCUGUGAUAAGAACAUGCCCGGCUGCCUGAUCGCCUGCAUGAGGCACAACAGACCCUCAAUCAUUGUGUACGGCGGAACGAUCCAGCCGGGCAGGCACGGUAUGGACAUGCCUGGUCUCGGCAGGAAGAAGGGAGACCCGUGCAACGUAGCCGACAACUUUGAGGCGACAGGCGCGUACGCAAAGGGACUCAUCACCUCCGAGGAGCGGGUCGACCUGAUCCGAAACGCCUGCCCCGGUCCUGGUGCCUGCGGAGGCAUGUUCACCGCCAACACGCUGUCCACCGCCAUCGAGGUCAUGGGCAUGGGACUCCCACUCACCAGCAGCACACCAGCCGUCUACCCGGAAAAGACACAGGAAUGUCUGCGCGUUGGAGGCUACAUCAAGAACCUGCUCGAGAAGGACAUCAAGCCGCGCGACAUCAUGACCAAGCAAGCCUUCGAGAACGCCAUCACCAUGACACACGUCAUGGGCGGCUCGACGAAUGCUGUUCUCCACUUGCUCGCCGUCGCGCGCGCAGGCGACAUCGAUAUCACGAUCGACGACUUCCAGCGCAUCGGCGACAAGACGCCCAUGCUGGCCGACGUCCAGCCGUCUGGGAAAUACUACAUGGAGGACAUCCACAACAUCGGCGGCGUGCCGCGCGUGCUCAAGUACAUCCUCGACAACACGGAUCUGCUCCACGGCGACGUCAUGACGUGCACGGGCAAGACACUGCGCGAGAACCUGGCGGAUGUCGAGCCGCUCGAGUUCGAGACGCAGGACAUCAUCCGCCCGCUGAGCAACCCGAUCAAGGCUACGGGUCAUUUGACGAUUAUGCGCGGCUCGCUGUGCCCCGGCGGUGCGGUGUCCAAACUGACGGGCAAGGAGGGGCUGUACUUUGACGGAACGGCUGUGGUGUUCGAUGGCGAGGAGGGCGUCACCGAGGCGAUCGCCGAGGGACGUGUGAGGGACGGAAGCGUGGUGGUCAUCCGUUAUGUCGGGCCCAAAGGUGGGCCGGGCAUGCCUGAAAUGCUCGGACCUACAGGUGCCAUUAUGGGCGCAGGUUUGGGCAAGACGGUGGCGCUCAUUACCGACGGCCGCUUCUCUGGUGCCUCGCACGGCUUCUGCACGGGUCACGUCGUGCCUGAAGCCGCCGAGGGUGGUCCCAUUGCGCUUGUUCAGGAUGGAGAUCGAAUCACGAUCGAUGCCGGCACGCGAGAGAUCAACGUGCACAUCAGCGCCGAGGAGAUGAAGGAGAGGAAGCAGCGGUGGAUCAAGGAGAAGAAGGGGAAGCUGGCCAACAGGCCCACGCGCGGGUGGCUGUACAAGUUUGCGAGGGAUGUGCAGAAUGCUUCCGAGGGCUGCAUUACCGAUCGCGACUUGUUCUGA